AUGACUCGUGCAAGCAAGGAGAAAUCAAGGAUAACUAGCGUGUGGAAAGGGAAUAACUACGCAGAGCAAAAACUUCAGCAGGAAAGAAAACCUCCGGUAGGCCGUUAUGUUUGGAGAGACGAAUCAUCAAAAUAUAAUCAUAAUUCGUUUGACGAGAGUCUUGGGGCUAAGGAUAUAACUCCCGAUGUUAUACUCCGUCUUGGUGAAGCUCCAUCCAGCUCGUCUUCCCAUCCUCCCUACCCCCUGAGCCUUGCUAAAUGA
Molecule: messenger RNA, 261 nt
Organism: Trichophyton verrucosum HKI 0517
Lineage: Eukaryota; Fungi; Ascomycota; Eurotiomycetes; Onygenales; Arthrodermataceae
Exons: 1
Coding region: 1-261 (86 amino acids)
Source: RefSeq, a predicted model, not a curated record